AUGCCCUUCGCGGAAACCCUCAUUCUAGCAUCGCUGCCCACCCGCAAGCCCAAGCUGGGCCAAGUCACCUCGCUGCCGCUGUCGCCCCCACUCAGCAGCAAGCCGGUAGCGGUCGACUCGGCUCGAGCCAUGUUCAAGCCACCAGCAGCUCGAGCGGAAAAAGAGCUAGCAACACGGGAGGUCACGAGCGUUGCAGCUGGCUUCCACGAACUCGUGAUCUCGGAGCGCAAGUACAGCGACCGUGUUUGGGAUUGGGCGGCCAACACCGGGAGCGACUUCUUCGGCUCCUCAACGACACUUCUUCCUGGCAAGACGAUCGCGUCUAGCUUCGAGGAGUUCAAGAGGCUGUACAACCAGCUCGCGGCGGAUCCUCGCUGGUGGUCGCGCCUCAACGACUGCGGUCUGCUCUUCGCCACCUGGCUGGUCGUGCGAGAGUUCUUCCAUCUUCUGCGCCACGCAGAGCCCACGGACAUGCAGUCCGUCAUAAGCUCGAUCGACGAUCGCAUCGGGCUCGGGGCAAUCACCUCAUUUACGCUCUAUAAGACGGACCUCGUCUCGCCCGCCGGCUGCGCAGUCCAGAGGAUGGAGAGGCAAGCCAUAGAGAAAGCCUGCAGGACCCCAGGCCUGUCGCGCGGCUGUUACCGUGGGUCGCACCUUCCAGUGCCGAGUCAGAUGAAGCCAAGGAUCCACGUCGUCAAGCGGGGCGACGGCAGAACUGCGACGCUGCCGAUCCUGGCCGCCAGGCUGGAGCUUGUACCAUGCGCACGGUUUCUGCAGGGCAACGACCUGAUGGAGACGGUGCUCCUGCGCGCGAACCGCCGAGCGAAGCCGAAGAACAAGGCGGCUGAGAUCGCUCGAAACCUCUUCGACAGCGGCCGACCCGGCAGCCUCAAGGCUCAAGACCUCCUGUCCCUCCCUCUGCCGCACAUGGGCCUCGCGAUGAGUCCUCUGCCCGACCGCGGCAACAGAUGGCUCGAGGCCAUGCUCGCUGCGGACGGCGUAGCCACGGCUUCCUCCAUCGAAGUCAACCAGCUCAAUCUUGCUCUCCCUAUGAUCAUCGAAUAUGAUCAGCUCGUAAAGGGUAGGAUCCCGGCGCUGUUCGACUUUGAGGGAGUCAUAGAUCCCGCGACGGUGCGUUGUGCCAGGGUGGACGAGGCUUGGCACGCCGGCAUACCGUCGCUGGACAGAAUCGUCUCGCGCGCGGAGGAUGGUCAGAUGACCCCUCACUCGGCCGGCAACGUGCAGUGGGCGUCAUGGGCUUACAACCGCAUGAAGGUCAGCAAUUCGCCGCUGAGGGCUGAGAGCUCGCUCGCACUGUUGCUCCUCCAUCACAAUGCCGACGUCGCCCAGAAUGAUGCAGACAGCCAGAGUGAAGACGACGAGGUCGACAUCGGCGGCGACAGCGACUACGGCGAGGACAGCGACUCCGACGAGGAAGGAGAGAGCAGGAGUCACGGCGCAGCGAGGAAGCUGACCUCCGUCGGCGGCACUGCGGCGCAGCUCUGGUCGUCUAUAGGCAAGAAGGUUUCGCCUGCGUGGGUGGCUCGAGUGGCGGCCGGCUCUACGAGCUUCACCUGCAUCCACGAGCUCAUCAAAUCGCUCCCCGCCGAUCUCUCUGACCGCCUCAAAGACGUGGGGACGAUGCCAAAUGGACUCCCGACGCUCGGCAUCUUUCCGCAGGACACAAGCGAGACGGCGCUCCGGGAGAGGCUCGUAUCCGGCAUCGCAUUCAUGGAGGAGAAGUGCGAGCAGCUCUGGCCGUGGGUGGUCCCUCCUGCUGGCCUGCUGGGAGAUGACAAUUGGUCUGCAAGUGCAGAGAGUGAGCACGCCAAGAGGAGCUGGCACGUGGGCCUGACGCCAGCCAAUCUCUUCGGCGCGCUCCUCAUGAUGUUCCGUCCGUGGCUUGCCUUCUUGGGCGCCUGAUUUCGCCUGUGCUGAGCCGCUCAACUUCGCUGAUCACCGGUCAAGCAGUCACAUGUCCGUGAUGCAGACGUUUGCAGAGUGGGCGCGGGGAUCG
Molecule: messenger RNA, 2017 nt
Organism: Jaminaea rosea
Lineage: Eukaryota; Fungi; Basidiomycota; Exobasidiomycetes; Microstromatales
Exons: 4
Coding region: 1-1923 (640 amino acids)
Source: RefSeq, a predicted model, not a curated record